Aspergillus nomiae NRRL 13137 is the source of this 999-nucleotide messenger RNA. RefSeq names its product class I SAM-dependent methyltransferase. Bases 1 to 999 code for a protein of 332 amino acids. Gene Ontology annotation, molecular function: methyltransferase activity. The record is from RefSeq and is a predicted model, not a curated record. The transcript is spliced from 11 exons. Lineage: Eukaryota; Fungi; Ascomycota; Eurotiomycetes; Eurotiales; Aspergillaceae.
AUGGGAGCCGCGAGACGCCAGAAAUCGCCACGGUCCGACUCGGAAUCCCCGCCGAGGGAGCAAGACGCGGAGGACAAUUACGAUCAGGCGGGAGAGCUGGAUGAUGGCACAGAUUCCGAUUAUUUUGAGGAAUUCGCGAGCGACACCACCUCGAUCAACUCGAUGAUCACCGCCUAUCGCUAUGAAAAUGGGAGACGAUACCAUGCUUACAAGGACGGUGCUUACUGGGGUCCGAACGACGAGACCCAGAAUGAACAACUCGACAUAGCCCAUCAUAUGUUCACAAUGCUUCUCGGAAACAAAUUGUGUCUUGCCCCUAUCUCUGAUGAUGUCCAAAGAGUUCUCGACGUCGGUACUGGAACGGGAAUAUGGGCUAUUGACUUCGCAGAUGAAUACCCUUCCGCAGAGAUCAUUGGAACUGACCUAUCACCGACUCAACCCAGCUUUGUCCCACCAAACCUUCGGUUUGAGAUCGACGACGCAGAAGAUUCAUGGGCAUAUCCGGAGAACCAUUUCGAUCUUAUCCACGUGCGUGCGCUCUACGGGGCGAUUUCCAACUGGCCAGCGUUCUAUCGCAACAUGUUGAUCGGUCUACGGCCCGGUGCAUGGUUCGACCAAUUGGAGAUGUCAAUCCAGUUCAGAUCGGAUGACGGCACGGUGACCCCCGACCACAUCCUGGCAGAGUGGUCACCCCGCCAGCACAUGAUUGAUGCCGGUUUUGAGAAUGUCACCGAGCGGCGAUUCAAGCUUCCUGUUGGUCCUUGGAGCAAGGACGAGCACUAUCGACAGCUGGGACGGUGGAAUCUGCUGCAUUGCGAGCAGGGUAUAGAAGGGUGGUCCAUGGCACUGCUCACCCGUGUGAUGGGGUGGAGCUACGAGGAGGUGCAAGUAUUCUUGGCCAAGAUGAGGAAAGGCUUGCGUGACUAUUCAAAGAUCCAUGCCUAUUUUUACGUCGUGAGCGUCCACGGUCAGAAGCCGCUCAAAGAACGCGUACCUUGA